AUGUAUAUAGUCGAUUCAGGAAACAAUCGAAUUCUUCGAUGGCCACCAAAUUCGAUUUUUGGCGAAUGUAUUGUCGCUUGUACUGGUACUGUUGGAAUUGAAGCUGAUAAGUUAUAUAUACCGAUUGCAUUGGCAUUUGAUAGCUAUGGAUCUCUCUUUAUUAGCGAAGGACUCAAUAAUCGAGUGCAGAAAUUUCAGAUAGUUGGCAGUUUUGAUUCAAGUUCAACGAUAAUAUCGACUUCGACAAUAACAACAACAACAACGACAAUAACAGAUCACACAACAUCAUUAGAAGCGUCGUCGGAGUCAAGCAAGACACAUUCAACAACAGUUGCAGUGUCAAUCGCUGUAUUGGUAGUUCUUUGUUAA
Rotaria sordida is the source of this 369-nucleotide messenger RNA. NCBI's taxonomy places the organism in Eukaryota, Metazoa, Rotifera, Eurotatoria, Philodinida, Philodinidae. The record is from the annotation of a GenBank genome assembly.